Populus trichocarpa (black cottonwood) is the source of this 1749-nucleotide messenger RNA. RefSeq names its product phytolongin Phyl1.1. The record is from RefSeq and is a predicted model, not a curated record. Bases 572 to 1402 code for a protein of 276 amino acids. NCBI's taxonomy places the organism in Eukaryota, Viridiplantae, Streptophyta, Magnoliopsida, Malpighiales, Salicaceae. The transcript has 2 exons. Gene Ontology annotation, cellular component: membrane.
GUUAUAGAAAGAGGGCAAAGUGAUUGAGUCAAACUGUCAAGCCAACAGCGCUGCAGUAAAAACAAUCCUUUCUUUAUAACUCUCUCUCUGUUUUCUUCAAUCCACCUUCCAAACCAAACCUCUUUCGUCUCUGCGCUGGUCGUCUUUCCUACCGCUUGGUAUUUUACAGGGCACCUCUAACUGGGGGUAGCUUGUUUGCUGAUUUUGAUGGUUUGAAGAGAGGCAUGAGGACGUCUUUCUUGACUUUGGAUACUUAGUUGAAGAAUCGUGUUGGUAUUUGUUGGGUACCCUUGACGUUGUUGUCUACUAAUUUCUUGUGUUUUGUUUGGAGCUUGCCCACUUGGUUGAGGAAUAUACGAAGAUUAUCUUUUCCCAAAUUGCUUUUCUUUAGAUGCUUGAAAAUUCUGAGUUUGGACUGCCUUCUGUGUGGUCAAAACCAGAUGCUUGUUAAAGAUGAAACUAGUUGGAGAAAGAAAUAGAUAGUUUGUGUCUCUUUUUUUUUUGGGAAGCUCAAAAGAAUUUAUUCAAGAUAAGGACUUUUUUAGACUAGUUUUUGGUAGGUAUCAUUUAAAUGAGUCCAAUGCACAAUACUGUCCAUUACUGCUGCGUAGCAAAGGGUAAUCGCACCUUGUAUGUGUAUAGUGGGGCAGACAUUGAGAUUGAGAAUGUGGCAGCGCUGUGCUUGGAAAGGCCUCCCUCAUAUCACAAGUGGUAUUUUGAGACGAUUGCUAAAAAAACUUUUGGAUUUUUUAUAGAAGAUGGUUUUGUUUAUUUUACGAUUGUUGACGAGGGUCUUGGAAACCCAGGUGUACUUCAAUUUUUAGAGCAUGUAAGAGAUGAAUUCAAGAAGGUAGCUAGAAAGGGUUCUAGAGGAAGUUUUUCCGGUAUGAACUCGAUCAAUAUACAAGAACAACUAGUGCCUGUUAUUCAUCGCUUGAUAACUUCUUUAGAGCAUGUCUCUAGCAAUGGUUGGGCUGGUGAGAGUUCCUCAUCUGAUAACUUAGGCCUCUCUCCAUCACCUGUUAAUGCAAAUGGACAAAUUGAAGUUGUCAGUUCUACCAAAGCCCCUUUGUUAGGUAAAUCAAACAAGCAAGACAAAAGGAAGUCAAAGGAUCAUGUUAUUACAAUAAGAGAUAUUGAGUUAGAAGAGCAUAGAAAAUCUACCGAUAGAGGGGCUAAGCUCGAUUCAACUACAUUGGAUUCCAAUAAUCAAGCUGGAGUAGGUUCUUCAAUAUCCCUACAAAAGGAUUUGGGUUCAAUGAGGAUUAGAACAAGCUCUCAAAGUAUUCGAAAGAAGUGGUGGCGCCAAGUAAGGAUUGUUCUAGCUAUUGAUGUGGCCAUUUGUUUGAUUCUAUUUGUAAUUUGGCUAUCAAUCUGUGGUGGUUUCGGGUGUACUCAUUGAUCUCAAAUUUGAAAAAGAAAUUCACCUAUAGUUAGAAGUAAAAGGACCAGUUUGUUUGGAGUGGUUCACAUGGAUGAACGCAACACAUCAGAUAUUGUGAGCUGAUAUUAAAUAGUGGAGGUAUGUGCUGGAAAUUACACCGUGGAAUCACGUAAGUUUAUUAAAUUCUGUGUACAGUAUCAUACCUGGAAUGUAUAUGCACAUGCUUGUCAUUUGUCUACUAUGGCUUGUGUUAUUGUUUUGUUUAUAAUUAUACAUUAUGGAUUAUGAGUUGUGAUGUAAUCUUAAAAUCUGUAUUCCAUCCUUUUUUAUGCUCUUUCUUAUAUAUAUUCUUAGUUGAAUCUCCA